UUUCUUUGUCUAUCCGUGUUUCCGCUAUUAUAUGAGUGUCUGUGUGUCUCUGGAGUCGGGUGAGCCGAACGAGCGGGUUAGCAGCAACGCAACCAGAUAGGCAGGGUGCAUCGUCGGCCCGGUGCAGUUCGUCGUCGGUGCGGAGCGGUGAGGUGUAUCCUAUCACGCAUCGUUUCGUAUGAUCGUAUAGAGAGAAUUAAAAUAGCUGGCCGUGCUGAGCCGAUUUCAAUUGAGGGGUGGUCGUCGUUGUUGUUAGUUGCCAAGAGUGCAGCAGCCCCCCGGUGGUCGCUGGUUGGGCUGGUUAGCGUGCGGUGAGAUGCGAGGUGUGACUCGGUGCGCUGAAGUGCUAAAAGUAGAAAAGGCAGAAGUGUGAAGUUUGCGAACUGAAUUGAAGACGAAACGCCACAACUAUAGCGCUUGGUCAACUGUGCCAGGCUAGCUGCAAGCUGGCAGUGUGGGCGCCGGCAUGCAUCGCGAGCGGGAUCCAGAAACGACGUGCGAAUAGAGGAGGUCGGAAGGGCCAUGCAAAAGAAAACCGGCCCUACACGCUGUUAAUCAUCAUUUCUACUUCUUCUAGAUAUCGACGAGUUCUUUAUUGCUAAUUCAAAUCGGAAUCGUUGGCCAACCCCGUGUAAGCAACUCGCUGCACGGCCGACAAGUCGACCCAAUUCGUUUGUCGAAAUCAUACUGGAUUGUCUGUUAUAUUAUGUGUUAACCUAGCGGGGACUUAGUAGCAGGCAUCGCAACUCGUUGCCGGCGGCAUCAGCAAUUCGAGCGGACACAGCAUCCGCCUACAGAAGCAACCCGGCAAAGUUCACCAAAACAAUCGACGAUCGCUAGACCCUACGGUAGACGCCAAUAGUUACAGUAGCAUCGGAAGCACGGCCCAUCCCGUAGGCCUAACGCCAAACACUAUUUCGCCUGCUGUGGUAGCAGCGGCAGCAGCAGCAGCAGCCUCAGCAGCAGCAGCCGCAGGGAUCACAGCAUAGCGCCGAGCUAAAGCUCCUAUUUGCUACAAAUAGGCGAACUUCAAGUGGAUUGCCAGGUAAUGUGUGAAACGCCUCAAGUGUUAAACACGGUUUGCGAGUGCAGACUGUGCGUUGAACCAUUGUGUCGUCGUGGAUUCGCGUGUGAAUAAUCGAAUGAUUGGGUGUAAGUGAGCUUAUUGCCGCCUCUGUUGGAUAGGAACGAAUCAAAUCGAGUGGAUAUACCGCUAGUAGGCCAGAGUCAGGCAGGUCAGAAUCGUGGAUUACCGACCAAGACCUUUUGCUGUCCACCACCAGUCGUGCAGGGAGUGGAAAAAAGACAUCGAAUAAGCUGCUAGUAAUCGUUAGCAAGUGAAAGGCAAGCCAGCCGCCAGAUCCGUAUUGCAUAUCGCAACAGUACUAGCAGCAGCAGAAUCAGCGGUACUUGCAGGUUAUGUCGAUGUCCAUCAACCAGUUCGAGAUGCUGUGCGAGUCCGUAACUCAGAUAGCUAGAGGGAAGCAUUUACGCUAGGAAAAAGAGGAGCAAGUUAGGAGCGAUUGUUCGAGAGGCAAACUUCGAUCAUCGGCAAGGGCUUAUGGUUGCGACGGGCUAUGAUGUUGGUAGCGGUAUUAACCAAGUCGAUCCCCGCCGUUAUUAACUGUUGCAGACUCAGCUUGUUGCUCAUUCAGUUUCGUAGCUAUUGGACGGCUCGGUUCUCUGAUUAAAACAGCGGCGUUCGCUAUUGACGCAGGCUGCAGCUAGUCUCCUUGCACUGGUGAUAUCUACCUCCUGAUAAUAAGUAUUUCCUUCAUCGAAGAAACAGAAACGCCGCAACAGAUUGCAGGUCACUAUAGGUAAAUAAAUGCUCGGAGGAGUCUCUGCCGAGGUGAUUACUUGUCCUCGGAAAACGGUCGCUCACUGCAGUAGCCGACUUGGCGCUGUUAACAAUUUGCGCGUGAAGGGAGGAGGAGAGGUCGAUCACGGUAUUAAAUUACCCGCGGCGUAAGCGUGCAACCCUGUUUCCUGAUAACGUCUUCAUUAUCGUGAACCACACUAGCCCCGACUGAAUUAGUCUAAUCAAAGACAUCGGCAACAAUUAGCUACGGAACUCAGCAAGACGAACAUGACUCUGGCAUAAUGCGUGAAUGACCACAUGUAUUUUUUACGAAUGCACUCGCCGUGAAACUGGUUCGUUGAGUGAUUGAAGUAAGUGGUGGUCCAGAACUUCUGUCGUUUUGCAGUUCCCGACGUCCUUCGUUGUAACCGAGUGGAGCGCGGUGUUGAAUGAAGGACGGAAGCGCCGUACACGACGAACCGCUUGUUUACGGCAACACGAGUCAAUCUUUUGCAUCAUUGACAUUUUAGCAGCACUUCGCGAUAUAAGCACAUUCGAUUUGACAAUCGGCAUAGCUGCCGAAGAGCUGAAGGUGUGACAGCAGGUGAAUACUAGUCCUAAUAUACGAGGGCAGUUUAGGCCAAAUAUAAACGAAAAUAACCAGACGAACACACAUUUAUCGGCCGCAGCUGUAACGCCGUUAACUAGUAAUAGCAACAGCAGCAAAGAAAAGGUUGCAGAACGUGCAUUUUCGUAGUAAUUGACUAGGAAGUACUAAGAGUCGACACAAUUGUACAAGAAUAAGCACCGAAAGUAACAAAAGUGCGAGUGCAGCUAAAACGAUCAGGCGAUCCUGAACUAAGAAAACGACGUCGCAAAGGUGGUGAAGCGUGGGAAAGAAGGCGCAAGCAGUUGGUGCAGGAGGUGUGGGUUGGGGGAGGAGCAGUUAGUGGUCGGUCGGUCGAAGACAGAGGCGUCCCUCGCCCACAAAGACAACCGCACGUUUCGCGAUGAGCGAGUUAGAGGCACUUCGCCAAGAGGCAGAAACCCUUAAGAAUACCAUUCGGGAUGCGCGGAAAGCCGCGUGUGACACGAGUCUGGUCCAGGCCACGGCAAACAUGGAGCCGGUUGGCCGGAUCCAAAUGCGCACAAGACGAACAUUACGAGGCCACCUCGCCAAGAUCUAUGCCAUGCACUGGGGUAGUGAUUCCCGCUACCUCGUGUCAGCCUCACAAGACGGCAAGCUGAUCGUCUGGGAUGCAUACACAACAAACAAAGUGCAUGCGAUCCCUCUCAGAUCAUCGUGGGUUAUGACUUGUGCCUACGCGCCGUCAGGCUCAUAUGUGGCCUGCGGUGGCCUAGACAACAUCUGUUCGAUUUACAGCCUCAAAACCCGAGAAGGAAAUGUUCGUGUGUCCCGAGAACUGCCAGGCCAUACUGGCUAUCUGUCGUGUUGUCGCUUUCUUGACGACACUCAAAUCGUCACCUCAUCUGGGGACAUGACCUGCGCGCUGUGGGACAUUGAGACAGGUCAGCAAUGUACGUCAUUUACCGGUCAUACAGGCGAUGUCAUGUCUCUUUCGCUCGCCCCCGACAUGCGCUCAUUCGUGUCGGGUGCAUGCGAUGCAUCCGCGAAGCUUUGGGAUAUUCGUGACGGCCUCUGCAAGCAAACCUUCCCUGGCCACGAAUCGGACAUCAACGCCGUGACUUUCUUUCCUAAUGGGUUUGCCUUUGCGACGGGUUCCGAUGACGCCACAUGUCGCUUGUUUGACUUGCGCGCUGACCAAGAAUUAGCACUUUACUCCCACGAUAACAUUAUAUGCGGUAUCACAUCAGUAGCAUUCUCCCGGUCCGGUAGACUGCUCCUGGCCGGAUACGACGAUUUCAAUUGCAACGUCUGGGACUCGAUGAAAGCGGAACGUGCCGGGGUGCUUGCUGGUCAUGAUAACCGUGUAUCCUGUUUGGGGGUCACGGAGGAUGGGAUGGCAGUCGCCACUGGCUCCUGGGAUUCCUUCCUCAAGAUUUGGAACUAAAGAACAAUAACCAACUUGGGAAGUGGCCAAGGAGAAAUCACGAAGCUACAACAACAAUAAGAGCAGCGACAACAGGAAAAAUAAUCACAACUAUAAAUAUACAGACAUGGCGACAUCGAAAGAAUACACAGUCAGCAUUAAUAUUACUAUUAUCUCAUCCAUAUUAGUUUGUAGUCUAGUCGCAAACAUGCCAGGCGGAUCUCCCGAGCAGAAGAUAUACUUUUCACCCAGUCUUGAUUUCCGUUACGUAAUGAUAAUAGUAAUAGCAUCAAGACUUACCGAUUAUUCGACACGUGAAUCCUUCCUCGUUUAUUUGGUAAACAGACAAUACAGAAGCAAUCAGAUGUUUGUUUUUGUCAGACUUCUGAGAGCCGCGCUAGAGUGUUCGCAAUAUAUUGGCACGAAGACAUUGAGAGUAAACAUGCGGAAGGGGAGAAUGAAAGUUUGCCGAGUGGAGUGUGAUUUACGUGGCAUCUGGAUAACAAACAAAUAGAAUAUGUCUGAGCUAUGUGAGAGACAGGUCAGGAGAGAAUGAGCUGUGGAAAAAGCUGAAUGAAAGCUAACAAAAGCGCCAGAGAAAAAAUAAACGAAGUGAAUAUCCAGUAUGGAACCAGAGCAAGAAAAACUACAGAUCGAAAGAGUCAAAAAGGCUACGAUGAGAAUGUUUGCAAAAAAAAAAGCGCGACGCUAGGGCAUCUUCAUUAUGAUGAUGAAAGUGAUGAUGAUUAUAGUUAUUAUAAUUAUGAAUUACUCUAAUUGAUAAUAUGAUGGUGACACAGCAACAAAGCAUAAACAUGGAAUGUGCAAUUAUAUAGUAGUUGGACUCUACUGUACGCCCGGUGAAGGCCGGCAGGCGCCGCGCGGCGGGUGCACUGCACUAGUCUGCAGAUGGGUCCAAUGUCGCGCUGGUGGUUGUAGUCGUUUCCUUCAAAGAAAAAUCGCACAGCCUCAUAUUAUGCACAAAUACAAACAUGAACGUACCAGCCCUUGUCUAGUACAGAGCUGCAACUGUUACAACUGUUGUCGAUUCAUUUCACCGAAGUGUAACAACAACAAGACGAUCCUGAAAGCAAUGAGAUACAGAACUAAAAUCAGCGACUGUCCUUAAACAAUACUGAUCCCAUCAGAGAAUAUAUCUCAUGCCACUACUUCUUUGAGGCUAUUGUGUGGUUGAACCGGCGAAACAUUAUCGAGUUAAUCGUCAGUAGUAUCAUGAGCGUCAUUCAACGACUGAACUGUUUAACAGAGUAAAGAAUCAACGAUUUUUAGUAACGGUCUACAUAUUCCGAAUUAACUCCUGUUUCAAUGCCAGGCCCUGUUUUAACAACUCGUGCUUUGCCGAUUAAGCCGCAGUCUCUAGGCUCUAAGUAUUAUCGCCAAGCUCUUUCUUAUAGCGGUAAAAAAGCAAGACUCUUAUUUGUUCAUACUAAUUAGGUCACAGUUUCAUUCUUGGAUCGCUACCAUCAACCGAUGUCUGGCAAGUGUCAAGAGUGCUUGCCUUCGUCGGGACGUAUCAUUGGGUCCCGGGUAUACAUUCUGGGUACGAAACGUGCAAGCUCUUGCUUCCCGAGCCGAUCCCGAACCUUACGUCGUCACCGAGCAUGUGUUAACGAUGUCUGGAAAACAGGCACAACAAAACCAACUAGGCGGUUGGGUUAUUAGCUAUUAAUAUAAAGAGCUAUAGCUGAAAAAAAUGACCUUCGACGCGAUAUUAUAUAAUAAGUAUAAAGAUACAUACGCAUUAUAUGUAACGUUUUUCUUGCUUUCAUGGUUUGUUAUUGCACGAGCCGUGUUUCUUAUCCUAGUAAAUACAUCUGAAAAGGCGAAAAUGAAUUACGUACGUCUGAGACAGAAAAUUGCUACAUAAACAUUAUAUGCUAUAUCGAUGUAACAGCAACGGCAACAACUUUCUAAGAUAUGUGAAAAUAUUUUCUGUUAAAUAAAUACAAACGCCCAUUCACCCGCAUAUGGCAGAUAGAGCAUUAUUACCUAACGACCGUUUGGCUCCUCCUCUUAAAACUUCAUUCCUACUUUUACGUGGGACGUAUUUUAUUUGUCUAUCUCUGGCUGCAAUAAAGAUAUUUCCUGUAAAGGCCAAGCGUAAAAAGGCGAGAAAGCACCUUCACCGUUGUUAACGGACAGCGCUGUUGCUGUUCUCGACUAAUUUUUUGGUGACUUCGAGGUCCCUACGCUGGCUUUUUUGGUAGCUCCUGUCUAAUGCGAACGGUGUCCGUUGUUAAAAUCAACGCGCUGUUUAUUACCUUGGUCACCAGGGCUGUUUCGCGAAAUUAUUAUUUCACAAUUAACAUGGGCCUUAGUAAUUAGUUCGAGGGGGUUCUAAACAACUUCAAGCUGCGAUUACCGCUGACUUCUGCUCCGCCUGGCUUUUCUUCGACCCGAACGUCGCUACUGGGAGACUUUGUCGACGACAAAAGCACCAACAACCAUUAUGAUUAUUAUUAUCGAUAUUAUAAUUCUAAUAAUAAUAAUAACAAGAAUGCCCAUGCUGACACAUUUAAUGAUUCAGCAAAUUAUUCGUACAGAUUAUAUAUCAUCAUCACUAUUACUUCAUAAUUAAUUAUUAUCGUGACUCAUAAGGUUCUAAUUAUUGCAAUUCUUCCUGUUGUUAUAAUCAUUGCCGGAUUGAAUCAACAUAGCAAAGGCGAUAGGAGCGACUACGCUUAAACAGCCGCAGGACGAUACAACAAGAAAGCAUCAAUGGCAGCAGCAGCAGCAGCGACACAUUAAAAUAUUACAUUUUACAAGCUACACUUUUGGCGAUUCGAGCCUUGUAGACGUACAGUAACAAAUAGCCAUGCGUUACCAUUUCCAAUGACUUUCAAAUGGACAAUGAGAACCACUCGAAAAAAGAAAAGGCUCAUAUUGCCAACAUCUGAUUUUUUUGUAGUCGAGCCACUUACUGAUUUCGGCCUGUAUGCUAUUUACGAUCACUCAAAAGUUUUCGACACAACGAUAUGUAUUAGAGAAAUAAUGAAAAAUCGGUGACGGCGACUUUGCGUCCCCAGAGUCGCCCCUCGUCGACAUCCAUAUGUUCAGUAUUGCAAUUCUAAUUCCAAUGAUCAGUUAAUUUCGUAAUGAAAUUAUAUCACGUUAUAAUGGUAUACUAUAAAUAACUAAGGAUAAAUGCCAAGCGACGGAGAUCCAAAAUCCUGUUACAUACUGUUUCUACUGAUUUAAUAAUAUUUAUUUCUUCUAUAGACUAUUCUUUCCAGAUACAUAAUUCACUGCACAUCAAGAUGUGCAAGAAUAUCAUAAUUCCGUUGUGACGACUUCCUUGCCGGCAAGACGCAAGACCAACGCCGUCAGGCCCUUGAAAAGGUCCUAGAAUUAUGUUAAGGGGACAAUAUAAAGAUGAAGAACGCUUAUUAAAGAAAGAGUAUCCGGUAUGGAUGAAGCUCAAGCAUAUCAGGAGAAGAGCAGUUGAACUUAGAUAUAUAGGGUGGCUACAGAAGAGGACUGAAAUUUUAGCUCAGCACUCACGCCAUGCCACGUAAUAAUAUUUGGGUAUUUUAAAAUUUUCAAUACAAAAAGCGAGAGCGUGGAGAAUAUAUAUAAACCUAGAAAUAAAACAAAAAGAGUUGGAGCUAUUUUUAGGAGAGGGAAAAGCAAUUCGGGGAAAUGGCUAAGAAAUGCGCGAAAGCAGCGAUGAGAGAAAAAACUCUAUAUAGACGGGAUCAGAGCAUGCGUGGCUCACUGGGAUAGAGACUGAGGCAAAAAAAAAUGUAAUAUGUAUGAAAGAAAAACAAGUAAGCUAUUUCGAAAACGUAAUAGUUAUCUGCUUAGGAUGUUUACGAGAGUGUGUCUGCGCGUCUGUAUGAGAGAGCAAGCAGCCGGACAUAUGAAGUGUGUGAUUAACUAUGGCUGGCUGUACUGAUUGGUGAAUCAAUAUUGCACUGUUAUUACCACUAACGAAAAGGCUGAUCCUAAAAAGAUGACGCGAGUUAUAAUAUAUCGUAAUAUAAGUAAUAACUAGGGUUGCGGCAAAGACCAUAAUCGAGAAAUCUUCCAAUUGGACUGCCUCUUAUAAGUGAUUAUUUUCUGAGCAGACAGCGAUUAGCGUAAUCCGCUCAUGGUCAAAUUGACAAAAUGCAGACUGCGGACUAGAGAAAUACGACGAGGUGAGAAAUUCGAAGGAAGCGCGGAAUAUAAGGCUGUUGAAGUAAGAUGGAGAAACUUUGCACAAGAAGGGGGCCAUGGCUGCAGAAACAUGGCGCACAUAGACACACAUAGCGAACAAUGUAAAUACAAACACAAAAAAGGGGACAGACAAUAACAAACAAGUAGACAACCUAUAGCUGACGAUAUGGACCAGGAAAAUAAGGCUGCUGCUGUAUAAAGCGCUCGUUCAGUAACAGCAGAUUCAUUCAGGGUCAGCAGGAUGCCUGCUAUAGUGACGUCUCGCUUAUGUUGCUGCUGCUCCACCCUUUUAGCAAACUACACAAGCUACAGCACAUAAAAACAACAUGAACAGUAAUAUUUCAACAAUACCAUACAAACAGCGCACUCCCAACAAUCUAUAACCUGUGAUUGGCUUAUUCAAAUAAACGGGAUCGUUAAAAUAUUCGUUAUUGGUACUAUACACAUCCGCAACAACCCUAUGGAGCGCGAAAAACUAACGUACAGAUAUACCUGCAGACAGCUGAAAAACAAACAAGCAGGUGAUUACACCGCAGAAAACGCAAAAUAGAACAUACAAUUAUU
Molecule: messenger RNA, 8556 nt
Organism: Varroa destructor (honeybee mite)
Lineage: Eukaryota; Metazoa; Arthropoda; Arachnida; Mesostigmata; Varroidae
Gene: Gbeta13F
Product: guanine nucleotide-binding protein subunit beta-1
Biological process (GO): signal transduction
Molecular function (GO): protein binding
Source: RefSeq, a predicted model, not a curated record